Molecule: messenger RNA, 2190 nt
Organism: Aspergillus saccharolyticus JOP 1030-1
Lineage: Eukaryota; Fungi; Ascomycota; Eurotiomycetes; Eurotiales; Aspergillaceae
Product: STE20 family serine/threonine-protein kinase
Exons: 6
Coding region: 178-1971 (597 amino acids)
Biological process (GO): protein phosphorylation
Molecular function (GO): ATP binding; protein kinase activity
Source: RefSeq, a predicted model, not a curated record
GACUGUGCGGGUGCCCCCCCCCUUGUGUGCCCUGUUUUAGUUCUCCUCUCUUUUCUUUUUCUUCUUUUUUUUGCUUCUUUCCCCUUCCUCUUUUCUGUUUGUUUCUCUGAGCUAUCUCUCCCAAGUUCUCAACUGUGUCGUCACCUCCCCCCCAAGCGACGGCUAACCGGCGACGAAAUGGCGGACGACAUGGCGAGUCACUACCAGAUGAUGGAGGAGCUGGGCAGUGGGAGUUUUGGGACAGUAUACAAAGCCAUCGACAAGGCGACGGGCGAGAUCGUAGCGAUCAAGCAUAUCGAUCUCGAGUCCAGCGAAGAUGACAUCCAAGAGAUCCAGCAAGAGAUCUCCGUGCUCGCGACCUGCGCCAGUCCUUUCGUCACGCAAUACAAGGCCAGCUUUCUGCGAGGACAUAAGUUAUGGAUUGUCAUGGAAUUUCUAGGUGGUGGAUCAUGUCUGGACCUGCUCAAACCCGGGGUGUUCAAUGAAGCACAUGUCGCCAUUAUCUGCCAACAACUACUCCUUGGACUCGACUACCUGCACAGCGAAGGCAAGAUCCAUCGCGACAUCAAAGCGGCAAAUGUACUGUUGUCGCAUACGGGCAAAGUGAAGCUGGCGGAUUUCGGAGUCGCGGCGCAACUAAUCAACAUCAAAUCGCAACGCAACACAUUUGUUGGAACCCCAUUUUGGAUGGCCCCCGAGGUCAUUCAGCAGUCAGGGUACGAUUACAAGGCGGAUAUCUGGUCGCUCGGUAUCACGGCCAUCGAAAUGAUCAACGGCGAGCCACCUCAUGCGAGCACACACCCCAUGAAGGUACUUUUUUUGAUUCCCAAGGAGCCUGCUCCGCGCCUGCAGGGCGAUCAUUACAGCAACACGUUUAAAGAUUUUGUCGCACAAUGCUUGACGAAAGACCCCGAUCGGAGGCCGAGCGCCAAGGAGCUUCUGCGACACAAGUUUAUUCGCAAUGCUGGGAAGACCGAGGCGUUGCAGGAGUUGAUUCACCGCAAGCAAGAUUUUGAUGCUGGGAGAGGAGUGGCCCACAAGAUAAAGUACUAUGCGGAAUCACUAAACACGAUUCGAAACCUGAAGGACGACGACGGUUGGAUUUUCGACACCGUGAAAGCAUCUACAAUGGCUAUCCGCGAGAUAGAGGUUGAGGACGACAAUGAGCACGAGCCGCAGGAGGACUGGGUUUUCGAUGAGACUGCCGACAUGAUGGAGGAUCUAUGUGUGUCCAGUCCCGCCUCGAAACAAGAAAAUGGCACCGCGGUGCGUCGAGCUCCAGCCCCCGACCACAGCCCGUCAAUUAGACGGAACAAGCGACGGUCGAGUGGGGUGAAGCAGCCUCUGGGUGUGGAUAUGAGUUUCGGCAACAGCCCAUCGACGGUGCGGCAAUUCCGUCGGGUGUCGGAUAACAAGAGCCCCAGCGACGCAUCGUACCCGCCGCAGUACUUGUUUGGCGGGGACGAGAAUGCCAGUCCAAAGACGUUAUUCUCCGAGCCGAACAGCAAGGAAGCACAGCUCGGGCGUCGGGCGUACAGCAAGGCGGUUGGCCUCGCCUGCCAGGAAGUGUUGGGAACCACAGGCGAUCAAGAGAAACGGGAGGCAAUCUCCCGACUCGCUGAAGCCUGGAGUGACUUGGAGAUGAUUGAUCCGGAGGGGUUGUAUCAUAUCCUCAAGGCGACGACGGAGAAAUUGCAGAGUGACCCGAAGCUGGCCAGUCUCGUCCCACCCGCAGCUCCACCGGGCGAUUCCCCACAGAGGCAGCGACUGGUGUUGGCACAGAGCAACCCACACCUCAAGUCCCACCGGCGCCGCCAGAGCGCCGCCGUGGCCGAGCCCAGCCUACAGCCCGCGCAGCUUGCCAACCUCCCCGGCCAACAGGUGCCGGGCAUGGAACACACCAAGCAGCUGUCCGAUGUGCUCUACCAGCGUUGGUCUGAAGGCCUUCGCAACCGCUGGCCUGGAAUCUAGGAUCGCGAUUCCCUACCUUGCUUUCUUGUUUCUUUUCCCUUGCAUAGUACUGCAACUUUCUGAAGAUCUUGGAUCUCGCCAAUCUCAGCGGCAACACCACAACAUAUUCAUCAUUGUACACAAAAUUGGGCUCGCAUGAGGCGUUGAUAUCUUUGUUCACUUAGCCGCUCUCGGUCUUUCUCACAUAUUCGUUGUUUUGUUCUAUUUAUUCUUGCAUUA